Messenger RNA from Phytophthora infestans T30-4, 510 nucleotides. Its product is annotated as short chain dehydrogenase, putative. Gene Ontology annotation, molecular function: 2,3-dihydro-2,3-dihydroxybenzoate dehydrogenase activity. The coding region runs from base 1 to 510 and encodes 169 amino acids. Gene Ontology annotation, biological process: siderophore biosynthetic process. The transcript has a single exon. NCBI's taxonomy places the organism in Eukaryota, Oomycota, Peronosporomycetes, Peronosporales, Peronosporaceae. The record is from RefSeq and is a predicted model, not a curated record.
AUGACCGCCGCCGAAAAGACUGUUCUUAUCACGGGCGCCACCCGUGGACUUGGGCUCACGUUUGCCAAGCACUACAUGAAGGCUGGCUGGAAAGUCAUCGGAACGGCACGCAACCCAGCGACCUCAAGGCGCUAUCGCCCUUUGCAGCUGGACACGUACAAUGAAGCUUCGAUCACUCAAAUGGCCAAGGAUCUCGAUGGCGUCCCCAUCGACCUGCUUAUCAACAACGCCGGUAUCGUGGAGCCAGGAUCGUACGCCACGGCCACUAAGGAGCAUUUCAUGCGCCACUUCGAGAUCAACUCGCUAGGUCCGUUCCUCACCACGCGUGCACUGCAUGACAAUCUCAAGCUGGCUGCCGAUGCUCACGGACUUGCGAUCGUGGCUUCUGUCACGAGCAUCCUCGGAAGUAUCGAGGUGAACCUGGACGGGGCCUUUGCCCCUCUACUACGACAAUCACAAGCUACCGAACGGCGAGAUGUACGGCUAUCGCGCGUCCAAGUCGGCGCUUAA